Molecule: messenger RNA, 2800 nt
Organism: Stylophora pistillata
Lineage: Eukaryota; Metazoa; Cnidaria; Anthozoa; Scleractinia; Pocilloporidae
Product: protein IWS1 homolog
Biological process (GO): poly(A)+ mRNA export from nucleus
Cellular component (GO): nucleus
Source: RefSeq, a predicted model, not a curated record
AGUACAGUGUGGAAUUAUGAUCGAGUGAAGGCAGAAAGGUUUGUAUUUCUUUCAUUUCCCAAGAAAGCUUGGUACUUGGAAUAGAAUACCCCGUUCCUUACAAGAAUGGGUGAUCACGUCAGAGAUCCCUUUGACGACAUCGAUUCUGGAGAUGAUGAGAUAGAAAAGCCACCAACACCUAAAAUCCAUCAUGGCGGCGAGUCGCCAGAAGCGCCUGGUUUCAGCGAUGUUUCAGACAGUGAAGAAGAAGAGAACACCGGAAAAGAAGCCACUAAACAACAACCUGAAGAUAGCAACAAUAGCUCUAGUGUUGGUUCUCCAGUCGAAGGAGAAGGCAACGCAAAAGAGGAUAUCAUUAUUGAGGCGAAACCCGACGCUAGUCCCCUCUACGAUCAGGAAAUUUCGCCAAUUUCAUCAACUUCAGCAACAGCUGACGACCAAGAGAACACAGUUGCUAAGGUAGAUCACAAGGAGGAGGAAGCUUCCUCAGAAGCUGAGAAAUUACUAUCGAAAACAAUUCAAGAAUCUGAAACAAAACGAGAUCAUUUAGAACGAACGGGAGUUGAAGGUGAUGUCGAAGUUUCUAGUCAGUUGUCUGCAUCAAGAGUAGAGGUGGGCGAAGGAGAGCACGAUGGCGAUUUAAGUGUUACAGAGAAUACAACUGAUAGACGGCGAACUAUUUCUUCAGGGGCUGCAACGGACGAUGAUUUAGAAAUGCCAAUUUCACCAUUGGGUCUUGGACUCUCAGGACCCGAAUCAGAAAUAGUUGAUGACAUUUUGAAAAGUGAUGUCUCCAAGCUUCUUCCUGGCAGUGAAGAUGAGUCUAAGGAAGGGCCAAUAGGUAUAAUUGAUAUUGAAAUGAUAGGACACACUUUCCAUCCAUUAACCAGUAGAAUAACCUUUGCAGGCUGUGUGCUAGAAUCUGAAGAAGAGGCUGGUGAGCAGCUGAUUCAGGACAUUUUUGGUGCUAGUGAUGAAGAGGAAGAAUUUGUGGGAUUUGGACAAGAAGACAUUGAAGUGACCAGGAAGAAGAAAGGAGCACGAGAUAGAAAGCAACACUCGCUGUCCCUUGGAUCAGAGGUUGAUGAUGAAGAAGUUAAAGCAAGGAAGGAUGACUUGGAAACAAUGAAGGUCCCAAAACCUAAAACUAACAAAAGUGCUUUAGAUGAUGAUGACGAUGACGAUGACGACGACUUGGAUGACAAGCAAGUGUUUGUGUCAGAUUUUGACCUGAUGAUACAGAAAAAGAAGGAGAUGAACAGGAAUUUCAGGAGGAAAAGGAAGAAUGUAGACAUCAUAAGUGACAGUGAUGAUGCAGUAGCACAUAUGAUAACUCAGAUGAAAGAGGUUGUGGAGGAGGAUAGGAUGCUUAAUGGUGCAAAGCAAGCAGCUACCAAGAAACUCAAAAUGCUUCCCUCUGUUCUAACACACUUACACAAAGCUGAUUUGCAGACCACAUUUCUAGAGCUUGGUGUUUUGCCAGUUUUGAAGGACUGGUUGAGCCCUCUGCCAGAUGGUUCUUUACCUCAUCUUCAGAUUCGAGAAGGACUGCUUAAAGUCUUAGUCGAGUUUCCUACCAUGGACAGCAGAACUCUUAAAAUGAGUGGAAUCGGUAAGGCAGUCAUGUACCUGUGCCGCCACCCGAGGGAGACAAGGGACAAUAAGAAAAUUGCAGGAAAACUCAUCAAUGACUGGGCACGGCCGAUUUUCGGUGUGACGUCAAACUUCAAAUCCCUCAGUCGAGAGGAGAGAGAACAACGGGAUUACCAAAACAUGUCCAAGAAAAGAAGAUUGAGUUCAGUAGAUAGCGACGGAGGCAAGACUCCAAAGUCUAUCGAUUCUGCUCUGCAGAGUGACAAAAAAGCCGUGAAGCCUGGUGACAAGGGCUUUGUGAUGCGAGCCCGCGUUCCUACGCCAUCCAACAAAGAUUACGUUGUCCGACCACAGAAUGCUGUUGAACGGAUGGAUUUCUCCAAGAAACCCCAAAAGACGAUGAACCGGUUUGAAAAACAAAAGAGAAAGUUUGAAGAUAAAAAAAAGCUUCUCAACAGAGGAUCACAGCGGGCUGUCAAUAUAAGCAUCGAAGGAAGGAAAAUGGGGCUUUGAUCGGUGGCAUUUUCGUGCUGCCUACACGAAUGAUCGUAUUUAUGAAACACUGACGUCAAAUGAACACCAACCGAAAGCAUCCCCUGUCUUUUGUCACUUGAACGAGGAAUGGAGCGAAGUUUCGACGCUAAAUGAAUACCAACCGAAAACAUUCCCUGUCUUUUGUCACUUGAAGGAGGAAUGGAGCGAAGUUUUCGACGCACACCUAUCAAAGCUAACCAUGUAACAACUUUUUAACUUACGCUGAUUGAACGGCGAAUAGGGAUCAGGACAUGUUUUGUUUUGUUUUUUUUUCUCUCUUUUACCUUUGAUCAGAAAUCCACACUCUAUUACAAGCACUCUGAGAUGAUACUGUGAACUCGCAACUUGACUUCAAAGGACUGCCAAGGGAAGCAUCUGAGGUCUGAAGUAUUUUACAAGGUUAUAACCUUAUAAUUAUAGAACAUUACGAAUGCUUUGUGAUAUUUUUUUGUUGCCAUUUGGAAAACAAGAGUUACUUCCCUUGGUGUCCGCGUAUCUUCACCGAUACGUGGUUUUGUACAUAAAACAAAAAAAAAUAAAAAAAAAGUUUCAAAUUGUUGAAUCAAAGCAAGGGAUACAACAAAUAGAUGAAGUUUCUUUCAGUGUCCUUAUGAAGUUAUUAAAUGUGUUGCUUCGCAAGGAUGCAAGCUGCUCCGUGAGGAGUUUCUAUCAA